GUAAAACACUUUGAUCGAAAAUAUAACUACUUGAAGUUUAAAGAAAAAAUGGAAAAAGAUGGUUAUGAACCUUUAAACGAAAAAUGAUUUAUUUAGUAUAAUAUUAUAUUCAAUUAUAAUGUUAGUUUAAUUGUUUUAACUAUAAUAUUCUUUCAAAUAUGUUGCCAUUUCAAGAAUUACUUAACAAGUUUAGUAUCGAAGUAUUUGAAAACAAUUUUCAUUACAAUUAUACUUCUAUGACUGAGUUAAGUACUUUUCUUCAAAAAAGUAUUAAUGGUGAUGUAGAUUGUUGUAUAAAAAACCAAAAAUGCCUAGAUAUUUUAAAAAAUAUUCAUUUUCAUAUAAUAGAUAUAGUUGAUUAUAAAAAAUAUGCAUCGGACUAUCAAAGUUUUCUUCCUCAAAUUUUAUAUCAAACAUAUUAUUUGUGUCAUCAAAAUAUAUCAAAACAACAAUCUAAUAAUAAAGAGAAGAAUAAAUGGACUUUACCCAAGAAAAUAGAUGAAUCAGACAAUAAUGGUAUUAGCAUUAUUGAUUUUGUAAGUCUAGAUAAAAGAUUUAGAUUACCAUUAGAAAAGUAUGAUCAAUAUUGUUUGCUUAUUCAUGUUGGUGCUGUUAAAUGUUUUCAAUUUGAAAAACAAUUGAAUUGUAUAAAUGAUUCAAUUGAAACUAUUUGUGAAUUGUGCUUCCGCCAUUCUGAAAUAAAUUUAGAAGCUUUAAAAUAUUUAACAGAAUGUAUGACCGUUAUAACAAAAGAUCAGUGGAAAAUAUCAUCAAAAUAUAUUUAUAAGGUCUUAAUGGGUCAAAUGAAUCAUUAUUUACCAUCAAUUCAUGACCAAUGUAUUUUACUGUUAAAAAAGUGUUUAGAUCUUGAAGAUUUAGAUUAUAUACUAAAUAUAGUUAUGAUGGAAAUAUCGUGGUCUCUGAGGAUUAAGUUUUAUAUGUUGACUGUCAUCGCUUCAAAAUAUGGUGCCAAAAAGAUUUUAGAGAAAUAUGAUAUUUUGUCAAUUUCAAUGUGGAAAUGUUUGAAUGAACCAUACUUGAUGUCUCCUUGUAUGGGUCUAUACAAAACAUUUAUUAAAGAUUUAAAUGAAGAUGAUUUUUGUACUUUAGUUAUGCAGCCAAUUAUUAGUUAUUUGAUUACUAAUAACAGUAUUUCUGAGUUAACUAGAUACAAUUUUGUGACUUAUCUAUUACCUCUAAUGAAAUCUAAACAUAAUGGCAGUUUAUUGAUGUUGUAUGAAAAGAUGAAUAAUCAAUCAAAAUCAGAUUUAUAUCUUCAAAUAUCUGUGAUAAGAAUGAUUUAUAAUACUGAAGUAGAAAACGUUCAAGAAAUACUUGACUCGUCUUUGAAUUCUGGUGAUACUAAAAUAAGAUCUGUAGCAUUCACUAUUUUGUGUUCUUCAAAGUUAUCAACUGAUGUAUUGAACAAAAUUUAUAAUUUUAUUAUUGACAAUUUAAAUAGCGACUGUUCAACUUUAAGAACAAAGAUUAUUUUUGGAUUAGAAAAUAUGUUACGCAAGUGUAAGAAACAAAAUACAAUUAUACUCACAUUUUUGAACAGAUUGCAUAAAUUCAUUUUAUCAAAUUUGGUGCCUGGUUCAAAUUACCAAAGAAAAAUUACAUCACUGAAAAUAUAUUUGGUUAUACUUAAGUAUAAAAACAAUGAUUAUGUUUCAUAUUCAUGUAGACAUUUACUUUUUACAAAUUUAUUAGACUCCGAAGAUAUAAGAAAAACAUGUAGUGAAAUACUAGUGUCAUAUUUUAGUGUUGUAAAAGAAGACAAAAUAUACUUGAAUAAUUGGAUGAAAUUUGGUUUAAACUUGUGUUAUGAUCCUUUAUUUUAUAAAAAUGAAAGUGGUUCAACUAUAAUAUAUACAGUAACUACUUUGGCUUAUAAAUCUGGACUUAAAAUUGAUAUAUUCAACAUAAGCAAUUCAUCUAUGUCUGCUCAUAUAUUAGAUUUAGCAAAAAAACAAGAGAAACGACUUAAAGAUAAUUUUGUGAGCAAUGUAACACAUGGUACACUUUAUGGUUUAUUAGAUGUAUUAAACAAUUUAUCGUUCGAAAAAAAUUCUCCAGAAAAAAAUAAAUUAAAUGAAACUCAGAUUGAGGCCAUGUUAAAUUUAAUUGAAGACAAUUUGAAUCUAAUGCUGGACACAUUAUCUUCUAGGGUGGACGCAGAAAGUAAAACUGAGGCACCAUCUUUUGCUCAGAUGGAUGAUGCAUUAAGUAGUUUACGUACAUCAAACCAAGAUAAUGUUCAAAUACCAACAAACCAAUUUCUAUUAAAUUUCAUUUGGAUAAAUAUUAAAAUUUGUUGUGAUGUUGCAAGCAAAUAUGCAGUUAUGUUAGCAAUUAGUGAUAUUUCAAAUAAACAUACAAAUACUCAAAUAAAAAGAUGUGCAGAUAUGAUAGCAGAUGUAUUAAUUAGGUGUAGACAUAAAGGUGCCAUGGAAGCCACUUGCAAAUCACUUGGAACAAUAAUAAAGCAUUGGAAGGAAUCACUAAGUUGGUGUCAAAAUAUGUUAACUGACCAUAUUAAUUGUAUGAAACCAGAAGAUGAAAUAUCAAGAAGAUCAGCUGGAGUAAGAUAUCUUAUUCAUGCGAUUGUGACAAAUAACAAAGUCACUGUUAAAGAUUGUGUUAAACAGUUAUACAAUAUAGCUAAAGAAAGUGUGUGUAUUGGCAUUGAUACAAUUGUUGAUUUACCACAAGCAAGAGCCCAACAUCUAUUAACUGCAAUUGUCUCAAAUGCAUCAAUUUCUACAGGUAGUUUAUAUUAUUUCAUGGAGGAUAUGAUCAUGCUUUGUAUUGAUAAACUCAAUUCCCCACUUUGGACCAUCAGAAAUGCUGCUCUUCAGUUCUUCAGUUCUCUCCAAGUAAGAUUGAUUGGUCAAAAUCGGUUAAACAAUGAUUGUUGGCUAUCUCAUUUACCAUUAGAACCAUUACUAUACCAUUUUCCACGAUUGAUGCAACGUUUACAAUGUUUAUGGUCACAAACAAACUAUAAACUUUCAAGCCAAGCUCGUUUAAUCCCUUUCAUGUCUCUAUUAAAGAGCUUAAAGCUACAAUCAUGGAGUUUGUUACCAUCAGACCAUCAACAGUUUUUACAAAAUCUUCGUUUUAAUUUGUGGUCUACUGGUUUCGCUCUUGAAAUAUAUACUGUAAGAAAUAUGGUAGCUCAAGCUUAUGCCAACACAAUACAAGUUAAUGAAAUAUCAUCAACUCUAAAUAAAAUUAGUAAUGAAAUAUUAAAAUAUGAUGGAGAAAUUUAUUUUUCAGAAUUUAAAGGUUUUAAUCAUUUACAUGGAUUGAUGUCAGUAUAUAAGUAUUUAAAAGAUGUUUAUUUUAUGGAAUUAAAUCAAGAGUAUCAGGUUUUUAAAAUUGCGCAUGAACAUUUACCUCCAUUAUGUAAAUCAAUGUACAUUUCAAUUAACCGUGAAGUAUUAAAUCCACUUCCUUCAAGUUCAUCAAUUGACCAUAUUCUUGUCAAACAAUUAAUGAUAAAAAAUGACAUAUCACUAUCAUCUGACUUGUCAGGCUUAUUAGAAUUUUAUAUGAAAUCUGAUAAACAUACAGCAAUAUGUUUUUUGAGAUGUCUUAAAGAUUAUAAUAAAAGCCCCAAAGAUGUGUUGCUUUUAAUUAACAAAUUGGUCAAUUGUCUUGAUGUUGAUGACAAAGACAUAUUAAAAGAAAUUAUCAUGAACAUUGAUGUACUUUUAAUCAUGCGUCUUGAAGAUAUUAAAAUUGAAGUAGAACUAGAAAAUAAUUAUUUUUCUGCAAUAUUACAAAAAUGUACAUUAUGCUCAGAAAAAGAUUUUAUUGCUAUGCUACCAGUUCUUAGCUGGUUAUGUCCAAGUAAAGCUUGGUUAACUUUGUUGCCAAUUGUGUGUAAAUACAUUGAUUGUGAUUUGUAUGAUUCUACUGAUAGAUGUAGUUCUUCAAGAGCUCUAUAUUAUUUCAAAAAUCUAAAAGAUGAUGUCAGAGUAUGGCAUGCAGUAGUUGAGUUAUUGCAAGAUGAAGAUAUUGAUGUACGGGUUGAGAUGACAAGGUUUGUGAAUUACAUUUGUUAUAACUGUUCUUCCCUACUAAAUCCUUACACAUGUCUAAGGAAAAUGUUUGAAACAGAAAUAGUGUCUUGUUUAAUAAACUCAAGGCUUGCAUUUACCUGUUUUUGGAACCAGUUAUCCGAGAUUAAACUACGCACUGAAUUUGAUGAAACCAUAAAUCCAUUCUUUAAUGAUCAGUCGAAUGUGUACCAAGAACAAUCCAAUAUCAUGAAAUUGGCUUUUGAAGGCCUAAAAUCUUUGAUUAAAUCAAAUGACAAUCUUAUUUAUUAUAAAGAAAUAGUUAAAAAGAGCCUUAAUACUUUAAAACGUGAAUGUGAAUUUAAACACACAUUUAUGGAUGAAGAUUUAAUGAUUUUAGAUACAUAUUCAAGUAUACAUUACCAAAAAUUAUAUUACAAGAGAGAAAUAUUAGUUUUAUUGAAUUUAAAUGAUUAUUUGAAUAUGUUUUUUCCAAUACUAGAAUUUAUAUAUUUACCAACUAAAUCUUAAU
Molecule: messenger RNA, 4560 nt
Organism: Rhopalosiphum maidis (corn leaf aphid)
Lineage: Eukaryota; Metazoa; Arthropoda; Insecta; Hemiptera; Aphididae
Exons: 9
Coding region: 159-4559 (1466 amino acids)
Biological process (GO): tRNA methylation
Cellular component (GO): cytosol
Source: RefSeq, a predicted model, not a curated record